Messenger RNA from Glycine soja, 1932 nucleotides. RefSeq names its product flavin-containing monooxygenase FMO GS-OX-like 9. The transcript is spliced from 7 exons. Gene Ontology annotation, molecular function: NADP binding; flavin adenine dinucleotide binding; N,N-dimethylaniline monooxygenase activity. The record is from RefSeq and is a predicted model, not a curated record. The coding region runs from base 293 to 1672 and encodes 459 amino acids. NCBI's taxonomy places the organism in Eukaryota, Viridiplantae, Streptophyta, Magnoliopsida, Fabales, Fabaceae.
UAAAGGUAGAAGAGUCCAGGGUGGUACUAUUGAAGUCCAAACUUGAAAAGGGAACAGAUUUCAAAGCACUGAUUUUACAUGAUCACGUGUGUCUCCCAGCCAGCAAACCAUCGCAAUCCCUCAAAUUAUGGUUACCCUUUGGCUACGUGAAACAUAUUCAACUAUAAAAGGCCCCCAUUAGCUCCAACACAUUUCCCCACAUUACAUGAAACCACCACCUUGCUUUUGAAAUUCUCACCACCACCUAUUCCACCUUGGUAAUACUUACUCUUUCACUUACCAACCAACCACCAUGGUUUCUGAGACACUCCAAAGCCAAACCAAGAACGUGUGCGUGAUUGGAGCAGGACCAUCAGGGCUAGUGGCAGCAAGAGAGUUGAGAAAAGAGGGUCACAGGGUGGUUUUGUUGGAGCAGAAUCAUGAUGUUGGAGGACAGUGGCUAUAUGAAUCAAAUGUGGAAGGAGAGGACCCUUUAGGGAAAAAGCCUUUUCUAAAGGUUCAUAGCAGCAUCUAUGAAUCUUUGAGGCUCACAUCUCCACGUGAGAUCAUGGGGUUCACUGAUUUCCCUUUUUUGGUCAAGAAGGGUAGAGACAUGAGGAGGUUCCCUAGCCACACAGAGCUGCUUAUGUACUUAAGGGACUUUUGUGAACAUUUUGGCUUGGGAGAGAUGAUAAGGUUCAACACAAGGGUGGAUUAUGUGGGAAUGUUGGAUUAUGGUGUCUGUAGUAAUGAUUUGAAGUGGGUUGUUAGAAGUGAAGAUAAGAAGAGUGAAAAGACGGUGGAAGAGGUGUUUGAUGCAGUUGUUGUUGCCACUGGUCAUUACUCUCAACCAAGAUUGCCCUCCAUUCAAGGAAUGGAUACAUGGAAAAGGAAACAAAUGCACAGUCACAUUUACAGGACCCCAGAACCAUUCCGCAAUGAGAUUGUAGUGGUGGUUGGAAAUUCCUUGAGCGGGCAAGACAUAUCAAUAGAGCUUGUGGAUGUAGCAAAGGAAGUCCAUAUGAGUUCCAGAUCUCUUAACAUCUCUGAGGGUUUGUCUAAAGUCAUAUCCAAACAUGCCAACUUUCAUCUUCAUCCACAGAUAGAGACCCUUCAAGAGGAUGGACGGGUAACAUUCGUGGAUGGUUCUUCCAUUUUGGCAGACUCCAUUUUGUACUGUACAGGGUACUCCUAUGCAUUCCCCUUUCUUGACACCAAAGAAAUGGUGGUUGUAGAUGAUGACAGAGUGGGGCCAUUGUAUGAGCACACUUUUCCCCCAUCACUUGCUCCAUCCCUUUCUUUUAUAGGCAUCCCUAGAAAGAUCAUAGGGUUCCCUUUCUUUGAGUCACAAGCAAUAUGGAUAGCUCAACUGCUUUCCGGGAAAAAAGUAUUGCCAUCAUGGGAGGAAAUGAUGAAAUCCAUCAAGGAAUUCUACCAAUCAAGAGAAGCAGCAGGCAUUCCCAAGCACUGUACUCAUGAAAUUGCAAACUUUGGGUACUGUGACAAAUACGGGGAUAAUGUGGGGUUCCCACGUAUAGAAGAAUGGAGGAAACAGCUAUGCCUAUCAGCCUUAAUUAACUCUGAUGCCAACUUGGAGACAUAUCGAGAUUCAUGGGACGAUCAUGAGCUGCUCCAAGAGGCCCUCCAGAGCCCACACUUCACUCAACUUGGACUUGAAGAUUCUCCCAUGUAAACCCAAAAAUAAAAAUAAAAAAAUUAUGAAAAUAUAAAACAAAGGAAAUUUUGGUUAGCUCUAAAAUCAUUUGUUUAUGUAAUUUGUGUUUUUAAAAUAUUGGAAAAAGGGGAUUGAUUGAGAAGAAUAUUGGGUUUGAUAUAAAGAAGAAUAUGUUUGUGGAGCUGAAAUUUUGUUUGUAUCUUUGUUUAAAGUUAGUAUUAUUUGUUUUAUAACAAUGUUAAGACUUAAGGGGCACUCCACAUAACAGAGUUAGUUAA